This is a messenger RNA of Salvelinus sp. IW2-2015, 907 nucleotides long. RefSeq names its product isochorismatase domain containing 1 (gene isoc1). Lineage: Eukaryota; Metazoa; Chordata; Actinopteri; Salmoniformes; Salmonidae. Gene Ontology annotation, cellular component: cytoplasm. The record is from RefSeq and is a predicted model, not a curated record.
CUUCUGUACGCAUUCACACGACACACAGCUCCUGGAAUCAUGGCGGACGGUCACAGCAACAACAAUCAUGUCCCUGUUUUGCUUUCAUUUUCGGCGUUUUCGCGGCCGUCCUCUGUGCCUGUUGGUUCUGGAUAUGAAGUGCUCAUUCAAAAGUUUUUGUCACUCUACGGACGCCAGAUUGACCUCCAUCGUAAAUUCAUGAUUCAAUUGUAUUCGGACGAGUGGGCACAGUACAUUGAUUUGCCGAAAGGAUUCAUCAUAUCUGAGAAAUGCAAGCUACGAUUUGUACCUUUGGAAACGGAUGUGACAAUACUGGGGAACCUGAUCCCAGCCACCACGGUUUUCUUCUGCUGUGACAUGCAGGAAAGAUUCCGCCCAGCUAUCAAGUACUUCGGUGACAUCAUCAGUGUGGGACAGAGACUGCUUCAGGGGGCUCGUAUCCUGGGGAUUCCCGUCAUCGUGUCGGAGCAGUACCCCAAAGGCCUGGGUAGCACGGUGCAGGAGAUGGACCUUACUGGAGCCAGGCUGGUGUUCCCUAAGACCAAGUUCUCCAUGGUGCUGCCUGAGGCCGAGGCAGCCCUGGCCGACCUGCCGGGGGUCCGCAGCGUGGUGCUGUUCGGGGUGGAGACCCAUGUGUGCAUCCAGCAGACAGCCCUGGACCUGCUAGCAAGGGGUUUCGAGGUGCACAUGGUGGCAGACUCCACCUCAUCCCGUAGCAUGAUGGACAGAAUGUUUGCACUGGACCGAAUGGCUCGCACUGGGAUCAUUGUCACCACCAGUGAGUCUGUCCUCCUCCAGCUGGUAGGCGACAAGGAGCACCCAAAAUUCAAGGAGAUCCAGAAUAUUAUCAAGGCCAGCGCCCCCGAGUCUGGCUUGCUUUCCAAGGUCUAGACUAGGCCACACAUGG